AUUUAAUGGUGUUUUGCAAACACUGAUUGUCUGUCUGUUUGUGAUCUCAUCUCAAAUCAAGUGUUCAUUUAGCCAUUGGUUGAGUGAUUGGUGAGGAAUGGCUGUUAAUACCGGUCGUCCCAUCACAGAGUUUGCCGCUUACCUCAAGAGGGACCUGACGUCCCACACGAGACGCGUCCAGAAUCUGUUUAAAAGGAUUUCCCGCAACGAGGAGUCGUGGCUCGAAGACAGACACGACAUCCGCUAUAAGCUGACUCUAGUGAGGGCUGAGUUCGAGAAGCACCGGCACGUGAAGGACAUGCGAGUGGCGAAGGCCUUACUCGAAGAGGGCGAGCGCUACCUAUUCCUCAACAUUCAUCCGCAGCCCAAGAAAUUCACGUUCAGUCCGGGGGGCGUGUGCUUCGAGCGCUACCACGACUACCCCGACUGGCACGCGGACUACUGGCACCCCCUCGAGAAGGCUCGGUAUCCCUAUUACUUCGCCAAACGAGAACUCCGGAAGAAGCAAUUCAUCCAAUUGUGGGAAAAGGGAAACCACAACACGACUGGUGAUGACGGACACACCGCUCACCACUGAAACCACACUCUCGACCACUGGUCCUCUUUUGUUGAAUCUUUUAAUUUAGUUUUGGUUUCAAAAUUAAAACAAAUGUUUAGAAAUUAAAUAAAAUGUAGAUAUUAUUGGAUUUAGUGAUUAAACUAUUCAUACAAAUCACAU
This is a messenger RNA of Oppiella nova, 718 nucleotides long. The record is from the annotation of a GenBank genome assembly. Lineage: Eukaryota; Metazoa; Arthropoda; Arachnida; Sarcoptiformes; Oppiidae.